GGAGGCGUUGUUGGGGAAGCAGAAAUUGAAACCACCGGUGGUAUUGGGAGCAUCAUGCCGCAAACCCGCUCCCCCACCAAGUGCAUGAUUAUCGAUACCUCUCUCUUACGUGUCAUCUUCUCAUUUGUCCGUCACCGGUCGUCGGGAUUCAUAGCAACACCACCACCCACUAAAACAAUAUCUGUCUUUUUCCUCCAUUCUUCUUCUUCUUCUUCUUCUUCUUCUCCUUCUUCUCUCUGCUUUAACUCGUAAACCGCAAUCUCUCUCUGUUUUUUCUUCCUCUAAACUCUCCUCUCCCCUCCUUGCUUUCCCCAUUUGCAUGCUCUUUCAUCUACGUAUCAUUUCCCAUUUCCCAUUUCCAUUUCUGAAUCUUCUUUGUCCCCUCCCCCCUCUUUUUCUAACUAACCCCAUUUCACUUGGAAAUGAUUGAAGCUGUGGAGAGUUCUAUCAAUGGCGGGUUCUCCCAUUUGCAGAGCUGUGGGGAUAGUAGUGAGGAAGAGCUUUCCGUGCUUCCUCGCCAUACAAAGGUCGUUGUUACUGGAAACAAUCGUACCAAAUCCGUCCUUGUUGGACUUCAAGGCGUUGUUAAGAAAGCCGUUGGGCUUGGCGGGUGGCAUUGGCUGGUUCUAACAAAUGGUAUAGAGGUGAAACUACAGCGGAAUGCGCUUAGUGUGAUCGAGGCUCCGACGGGUAAUGAGGAAGAUGACGAUCUCGAAUUUGAGAACUUGCAAUGGAAUAGAAUUGAUAUGGCAUCUGAUGACGCCCAAAAAUCCCACAAAUCAAGGCAUAAAUUACACAAAUCAUCUGGAUCAUCUCACAAGACAAUGAGCAGAUCACUUUCCUGUGACUCACAGUCGAAGAGCUCGGUUUCUGCACCUCAAGGAUCCACGAAGGUUGACCUUAGUAAAUUGGAGAUGGCUGCACUGUGGAGAUAUUGGCGACACUUCAAUCUGGUAGAUGCCAUUCCAAACCCGUCAAAAGAGCAAUUGGUAGACCUAGUUCAGAGGCAUUUCAUGUCACAGCAACUGGAUGAGUUGCAGGUCAUAAUGGGUUUUGUGAAGGCUGCAAAGAGGCUGAAGACGGUGUGCAAAUGAGAAGAGUAGAGAAACCGGCGAAUCCAUUAAGUUGAUUCCCAUGCUAACUGAUAAUUCAGCUGAAUCAAAAGAAAAAAAUGUUUCAAUUCUAUCUGUAACAUAUGUAUCGAUCGAUCGCAAAUGGUUUUUGUCUUUCUGGUCGGGUUUAGAAGGGGGGGGAUGUCAGCACGAUUUCUAUCGUAGUAGUUAAUAGAGUAAUAUCUUGUUUUAGUGACGAUGUUACUUGUAAGUUGUGAUGUAGAUAUGUGUAAACUGCAAAUAUUAGAGACCUAUGAGAGAGAAAUGCCCCAAACAACUUUGCUUUUCUAAGCCUUUGUUUAAUGUAAUGCUGACUAACUUUUGGGGUUUCCAUUGCCCAAAAAUGUACAUAUUUUGUUGUUUGAUCUUUCCAAA
Messenger RNA from Cucumis melo (muskmelon), 1487 nucleotides. RefSeq lists its product as uncharacterized. The record is from RefSeq and is a predicted model, not a curated record. NCBI's taxonomy places the organism in Eukaryota, Viridiplantae, Streptophyta, Magnoliopsida, Cucurbitales, Cucurbitaceae. Gene Ontology annotation, cellular component: histone deacetylase complex. Gene Ontology annotation, biological process: regulation of DNA-templated transcription. The transcript is spliced from 6 exons. Bases 423 to 1094 code for a protein of 223 amino acids. Gene Ontology annotation, molecular function: transcription coregulator activity; protein binding.